CUAAGUAUCAAUCAAUUAAACACAUGAACAUAGAAUUGAUUGCAUGAACACUAUACCGCAAAACUAACCAACCAAACCAAAUAAAAACUAAAUUAACAAAUAAACAUUAUGAAUGAAAUAAAAAAACAAAUUUGAUCUGUCUGCUGCAGAAAUAUACUGAAUACAAAUGCGGUCGAUUAUUUUACGUAACUCGGUUUUAAUUAAUGAUGUGAUAAGAAUUGUGAAGCGGCCAUGUAGUAAUUCAAAAUUAUUUUUAAUCCAAGUUUCACAUUUAUUCUCAAGACCUACAGCUUCUGAAGUUCUCACAGCAUAUCUCUUGCAAUGCAAUGAACCACCAUGGACUUCGUAUUUCGUUAAGUACAGUAGUGUGAAAGAUGACCAGUUUGGGAUGUCAAACUUCAAUUGGAAAGUGGGUAACUCCAACUAUCAAAUAUUAAGGACAGGCUGCUUUCCCUAUAUCAAAUACCACUGCUCAAGGAAGAAAGCGGAAGAUUUAGGGGUGUCUGACAAGUUUAUGAGGACAAUCAAAGUUUUAAAUUUAGGUAUUCCUUGUCUGCUAUAUGGACUUGCAGCAACACAACUAAUCAGGCACAGAGAAAUAGUUCACACAACUAAAGGUCCAGUGACCAUCUACUUUUUGUUACCAGAACAUAAAGGGUCACAUUAUUAGAAAAUGCAACUUGUCUGUAAUAAGGCUAAUAUUUAUUAUAUAGACCAAAAUGAAGAGAAAAUCGAAGUAGAUAAUGUAAUUAUUUUGUGAAUAAGUAAAUAAAAUUUUUAUAUAGUA
Plodia interpunctella (Indianmeal moth) is the source of this 787-nucleotide messenger RNA. RefSeq lists its product as uncharacterized. Bases 167 to 670 code for a protein of 167 amino acids. The record is from RefSeq and is a predicted model, not a curated record. NCBI's taxonomy places the organism in Eukaryota, Metazoa, Arthropoda, Insecta, Lepidoptera, Pyralidae. The transcript has 3 exons.